AAUAUUUGCGCUAGAGAAAUUCCUCAACAAUAUUUCUAAGUCGAUAAUAAACCUUUCCGAUUUUGACAUACGGCCAGCAAUUUUGACGAGAGGGGAGAAGUCGAAUACAUCAACCCUAGUGCCUUGCUGGAACUUUUUUUAAAUAAUCGACGUCGAAAGUUUGAAUGGCAAAGUCGACCUUGGCGGCAUUUCAGCUCAGCACGUUAAGAAGUGGAAGAAAUGUCACAAAACAUUUUGGUCCGGCGCGAAUAAUAACAGUUUCUUUAUGGAAGGGUACAAACAACAUUAUCAACUUUUAAUUGGAUCAAAUCAUGCUCGAAGAAAAGGCUGCAGAGGAUUACAUCAAGGAAGUCGGCGUUGACGAUAAAAAUGCUUACAGCAGAAAUUUUACCGCGCACCAGAAAGGAAUCAGCCGAGAAGAGAUGACAAAGUCGUAUAGUGAUUGGAUAAUGAAUGGCAAAUAUGAAGAAGAUUUGGGUCCCAACCGAUACAGAGGUCCAAUAUAUGCAAGUCAGGCCUUAGCAAAUUUAUAUGAGGAGAAUGUAAGACCGUCUACACGAGUUCUUGACGUUGCGGCUGGCAGUGGCUUCCUUGGAGAAAAGUUGGCAUCACUUAAUUUCAAGAACAUCGAUGCACUCGACCCGUCAGCUGCCAUGCUGGAGAAGGCCAAAGUAAAAGGAGUUUAUACAAACUUCUACUGCAAAUACUUUGAUAAAGAUAUCGAUAUUCCAAACGACUCAUACGAUGCAUUAGUCAUUUGUGGAGGAAUGGGAGAAGGCCAUAUACCAGCAGAUGCAGUUCCUAAAAUGAUCGAUCUGGUGAAAAAAGGUGGUCACGUAGUCAUUGUGAUGAGAAAGGAGUACCUCACUUAUGUAUUAGACUACAAAGACAAACUACUGCCCCUAUUCCACCGCCUUGAAGAAGAGAAGAAAUGGAAAAUGAUAUCUGAUAAAGAAGUUUCCAAUUACUCAUUUAAUAAAACAGGAAUUGUGUUCAUAUUUUCAGUUCUUUAGAACUUUAAAAGAAUUUUCUAAACAAAGUUAAACGUAUGUGUUGGCAUUGUAUUUACACACAUAUAUUUAUAUGACAUAUCAUAUAUCAUAUUUUGGGACUUUAAAUUAAAGUUUUCUUUUAUUUUUUUAUAUUUUAUUAUGAAUUUACACGGUAUGGAACUAUUUUUUUAAAGAAUUCAUUCAUUAACAAUAUAUUUAAUAACCCGGUUGAACAUGAAUCGCAUUUACCUUUGUUUUCUUCAGCUGAGUCACUGUGUUCUCAGAAUUAACACUUUAGCUCUGGUUUGAGGAUGAAUGACAAAAAAUUUUUCAUGGGAAUAUUUUCUACUACAUCAACUACAUGUAAUUUCCUCAUUCCGAACACCUACAUCAGUUUGUAACAUCAUGGAGAUCAGGCAUAAUGCAUGGGUAUUGCACUGUACUCACUGAUAAAGUCAUAAUAAGUUACUUUAACCACGGGGCUUUAGAUUAUUCUUGAAUGUAAAUUCUAGCAUUUUCUUUCCAGAAAGCAAAAUUCUAGAAAUUUUCUGUUGUGUAUACUCUUGAAAUAACUGAAAAAGAUGGUUAGCCCUAUAUCCACCAAUAUUUUAAAAAUCUAAAAAUAUAUUGAAAUUGAGUGUUUACGAAACUAUAUUUUCUGUAAGAGAUUAUAUAUAUAUAUGUAUGUAUGUUCUCUAUUUUUUGGGGGUUAAUAAUAAAGAUUUGUGUAAAUCUUU
Messenger RNA from Octopus sinensis (East Asian common octopus), 1729 nucleotides. RefSeq lists its product as uncharacterized. The coding region runs from base 312 to 1013 and encodes 233 amino acids. Lineage: Eukaryota; Metazoa; Mollusca; Cephalopoda; Octopoda; Octopodidae. The transcript is spliced from 6 exons. The record is from RefSeq and is a predicted model, not a curated record.